Molecule: messenger RNA, 1441 nt
Organism: Juglans regia (Persian walnut)
Lineage: Eukaryota; Viridiplantae; Streptophyta; Magnoliopsida; Fagales; Juglandaceae
Exons: 8
Coding region: 76-1143 (355 amino acids)
Source: RefSeq, a predicted model, not a curated record
GGCUUGAUCCCUCAACCUGCUGGGCAGACUAACAUGCGAAUCGAUAUUUUCUUCACGUAAUCGACAAUUCUGGCGAUGGAUAUAUGCCACGUACCGGGCCGAUUCCCGGUAUCUACGCUUAGAUUCGGCCAUGUUCCGCAAAAUCCUGGCCUUCCGAGAUCCCAAACGUCACCGUAUUGGCCCUAUGUCGCAGCUGCUGGCGGUUUACGUUCCGACACCGAUACUUCGGGGCCGACAUAUCGGAACCGGAUGUUCUUUCUGGGAAUGGGUUUCGUAGCACAGUUCUUUGCUCAAGAGCUCAAGAACCAAGGAUGGGUUGUCUCCGGGACUUGUACAAGCAUUUUGAAGAAGAAUGAGCUUGGAGAGAUGGGCUUUGAUAUGUACCUUUUCAAUGCAAAUGAGCGAGAACCGAGCACCCUGGAGAUAAUGAAAUAUCAUACUCACGUUGUUGUCUCAAUCCCUCCUGUAGUGGGUAUUGGUGACCCGGUGCUUCAGCACCAAGAACUUUUGAGGAGUUCGCUAAUGGAUGGGAACCUUCAAUGGCUUUGUUACUUGUCAUCAACUAGUGUAUAUGGAGAUUGUGGUGGUGCAUGGGUAGAUGAGGAUUAUCCUACUAGCUCUGCAAGUGAGUUGGCUAACUUAAGAUUGAUUGCUGAGAAGAGAUGGCUAAGUCUUGGUAAUGAUCUUGAGCUCUCGACACAAAUAUUUCGGCUUGGAGGUAUCUAUGGCCCUGGUAGAAGUGCCGUUGAUACAAUACUUAAGAACAGAGUGUUGUCAGAAGGCCAGAAAAUGAGAGUAUACAGGAAAUUUACAUCUAGAAUCCAUGUUGAGGACAUCUCCCAGGCACUUACAGCCAGCAUUCACUUGCCUUCCCGCAGGAGAGUUUACAAUAUUGUCGAUGAUGAUCCAGCCCCUCGAGAAGAAGUAUUUGCAUAUGCAAGUGACUUGAUCGAGAAGAAGUGGCCUGGGCGGAUCAAGCAAUCCGCCUCCCGAUCAGAGUCAUUAAUUGGGAAGGGUGGUCGAAGGGGCGAGAAGCGAGUUUCCAAUGCUCGUAUGAAGAAGGAACUAGGCGUGAGGCUUCUACAUCCUAGCUAUAGGUCAGGUCUGCAAAGCAUUAUCAAUCAUAUAGAGGAGGCAUUAUGACACUGAUGCAUGAUGAUGCAUCUGCUGAAAGUGUUGCAUAAUUAUGCAUAUCACAGCAGGGACAGUGGUGACAUCUAUGGGGAUGAGAACUUCAACGUUCUAUUCGUAACUCAACCAGAAGGGAUAAAUCUUCAGCAAUGAAAAGAAAAUGACACGCACAACUGUACUGAACUUGGUAGUUGAGAAUGACUGAGAAUACUUGUGAAGUGUUGAGAAUGUUUGUGAAUAGUUAUAAAUAAAUAUUGUAGUGAGUUUGUGGGUCCCAUUAAAAGUAUUUUAAAUUGUUUGGAUGUGUGAA